UUUUAUUUCCCUCACGCAAAUCCCAAAGCGAGUCGAUCGAGUCCGUUCUUAUAUGCAUUGAUGCCAUUUCAAACAGCUCUCAAGAAUGAAAGCUUAGGCUUGCAGACAUGGCGGUUCUUUGCAUCUGCUCAAAUUCUUUGUCGCAGUUGUCUUUCCAGGCGGAUCGAGUCAUCGAGAAAUAUGCGUUUUUACAGUAAACGAGACGUUACCCGGCUUUCUCAGCACGCUGCUUAUUCUCGAUACUUGUCGAAAUGGAGUCAUUUGCUCGUUCUUGCUUUCUCGAGUUCCAGUGGUUCACUUUCGAGAUCUCCACUAUCUGUGGCUCCUCAUCGCCGUCUCCUGAUGCGCUCACAAUAUGCCUGUUUCUCGACUCGGGGUGACUUGCUUCCUCCGCCAUUCAACCAAGAAGCUGCUGAUGCGGAAUUGCUCGUUACUAAACUACGAGAUCUUUUAUACCAGUCGAAAAACGAAUGUACCCCUCGACAAAAGCCAAAGGGUCGUAGUCGGCAUGUCCGUCUCUGGAAGCAUCGACGAAAGCAGAGCGAAAUGCUCAUGGAUAUAUACAAGCGUCUACGAUUAACUCCUGCGGUUAAUGAGCUGACGAGCCAGGAUUUUGAUACCCUAAUAGAGAUAUUACACCCACUGCAUCGUGAACCUCUGGAAGAUCUGAAUGUGGAAAACGCAAUCAUCGUGUUGGAAGAUUUGAAGAAUUUGACAUCGGAGAACGCCAAGUUUUCGAUCAAGGAUGCCGAAACUCUGACAGCGCUGUAUAGACAAUCAAAAAAGGGCCGGGAUCUGGAUCAACUAUCCGAGCAGAUGAACCAGUUGGACGAGCCUAUAUCGCAGACAAUGUACGACAACAUGAUUGCUCUGUUGGCAGAAGAGAAACGAAUGGAUCUGGCGGAGAAAUGGGUUCAGCGAAUGAAGGAUGAGAAAGCGUGGCCUCCGAGCGAAGUUGUUGUUGGUGCUUUGGUCGAUGGUUGGUUACGCCUGGGAGAGCAAGAAAAAGCGGUUCAGUUGGUGAAAACGCAUGCGGAUGUCCUCAAAUCAUACGCUACAAAACUACACGCCACCAUUGCACAUAAGCGAGACGAUCGUGAAAUCUUGGAGUCGGCACUGAAUGUGUUUGCUUUUCAAUGUAUUCACGAUAGCCGUUGGAACGACGCAAGAAAAUUUUACCAUCGAAAACGCGAAUUGGACUUGUCUCAUUUUACUAAAUCUGUCGAUCCGAUCAUUCGCCUACUAGCGGAUAAAUCCGUUUUCUCGCAGCAGUUCUCAUUCACCCACGACGUUCUCAAGGAUACAGCCUCCUGCAAGGAUAUCGACAGCUAUAAAUAUGCGUCCAGGAGACUCAUUCGGUGGUUCUUAGUCGCGAAGCGUCCUCAUCAUGCAGUGAAGAUUAUUGAUUUUGCCACAGCCAACGGAAUAGCGCUUGCACCUGAAGAAUACCGGGAUGUGAUAUCGGGAGCAUCCAAAAGAAAGCUUUUUAUCGACGUUGUGCGCGUGUACCAUCGUAUGAAAUCCGUCCAUCCGUCAGCUUUGACACAGAAGACAUACGGCGACGUACUGAGGUGCCUACUCUACUCCAAGCAACUCGAGACGGCCAAAACGAUCUUUGAUCACCUUGUGGAAGCGCUUCGUGGAAGCACCCCCCCUCGACGGGAUAUCCUCAAUGCUCUUUACGCUGUUUGUGCGCAGACCGGUAACUUGGAUUUUUUUGGCAAACUAAUUCAAAUGAGCGAGAACGUCCAAGUACCUUUAUCCCACAAGGCUCUUACUUCGCUGAUGUCAACGUAUGUCGCUGCGGGAGAUGUCAGAGCGGCUAAAGCGACAUUCCAGUCUAUUGUCACCAAAACUGCCGGACCGGAUACCGUGGAUUUCAACCUUUUGGUACGCACGGUUGCAAUGGAACACGGUCCCACUGAUUUGGUGAAAAUCAUGGAAAUCUUGAAGCAUAUGCGUCUUGUCAAUGUACCGCCCGAUCAGACCACCCUACGAACGAUUACCGAUAUUUACAAAGACGCCGAUCCGUUUGUGGAAAAGGAGCUGCUGCACAAACUUGUCAACCACCCCGAUUCGAAAUUCUACGAUGAAGCCUGGAUCAACAACAUUGCUUUCACACGUUUGGUCGAGCAGAAUCAACCGACCACUGCCGCCAAAAUCCUUCUACGAAACGACCGAGGUGCACUGUUUCCAUACGCGAAAGGACAAACGAUUAAGUUUGAUUACAUGACGUAUAAAGUCCUCCUUGAUGGUUUACUCAAGAAGCCUGAACAUUUGGAACUGGCGGAUCGGUUAUUCAACCAUAUGCGCACCCGGUGUAUCAAGCCAAAUCAAGAAAUUUACACCCUCAUUGCACUUGGCUGGGCCAAGAAAGGAGACAUUCAACGCGCAAAGAAAAUACUUCAACUACUGAAUCGGGAUCUUGGAACAACCAUAGAUACGAGUGAUUUCCAAGAUCUGAAAAAGCGUAUCUUUAAAAUUGAACAGCAUAAAGAUUUGCAAGUACAUACAAUUUAAACGUCUAAUAAAUUCCCCUACCCUCAGCUGUGUAUAUCAUCC
Messenger RNA from Radiomyces spectabilis, 2562 nucleotides. RefSeq lists its product as uncharacterized. Lineage: Eukaryota; Fungi; Mucoromycota; Mucoromycetes; Mucorales; Radiomycetaceae. The record is from RefSeq and is a predicted model, not a curated record. The transcript has a single exon. Gene Ontology annotation, molecular function: protein binding. Bases 61 to 2520 code for a protein of 819 amino acids.